AUGGGCGCGGGGGGCGGACAGGAGCCGCUAGGGGAGUUGUCUUCUCCGGGCUAAUCCGAUUGGACUCCCUUAAAAAGGACAAACACGCUCCCCCCUUUUUUUUUUUUUUUUUUUUUCUAACGUAAACCCCCGCCUCCACCUCCUGAGCUACAGAAAUAGAAGGGUUUGGCAGAAAGACGUCCUGAAGUAGAGGAAGAAUAUUCGGAAGCUGUCAAACUCCCAGAUUAGCUUAAUUACCAGUGUUAUCAUUACAGGCUUAUCUUCAUCACUAGCUAGCAGGUUGUAAAAGUUAGCUAGGUUUACUUACCGACUAACCAGCCUGGCUCAUCACCAAGCCGGGGUAAAAAGUUUACAGAAGUUUACUCCUCAAACUCAGGGGGCUUGUGAGCUGCCUUUUUGUCCGUCAGCAGUUUUUUUUAGCUCGCCCAAAUUCCACUUUCAGAUACAUUUUUUUGGGGGGAAUGGCAUUAGACUUCGCCGCGGGCUGUGUGGGAGGUGCUGCUGGUGUUUUAGUUGGACAUCCAUUUGACACUGUGAAGGUGCGGCUUCAAGUUCAAAAUGUGGACAAACCUCUGUACCGCGGGACGUACCACUGCUUCCAGUCGAUCAUACGCCAGGAGUCGAUGUUCGGUCUGUACAAGGGGAUCGGCUCUCCCAUGAUGGGGCUCACUUUUAUCAACGCUAUAGUUUUUGGCGUGCAGGGCAACGCCAUGCGGAAGCUGGGCCGAGACACUCCUCUGAACCAGUUCUUGGCGGGGGCGUCUGCUGGAGCCAUCCAGUGUGUCAUCUGCUGCCCCAUGGAACUGGCCAAGACACGCAUGCAGAUGCAAGGGACCGGAGAAAAGAAGUCCAAGAAAAAGAUGUACAAAAACUCCCUGGACUGUCUGGUGCGGAUCUACAGGAAGGAGGGGAUCCGGGGGAUCAACCGAGGUAUGGUGACCACCCUGCUCCGUGAGACCCCCGGUUUUGGCGUGUACUUUCUCACAUAUGACGUGUUGACGCGUUACCUGGGCUGCGAGCCUGAAGACCCUUACAUGAUCCCCAAGCUGCUGUUCGCCGGGGGCAUGUCUGGCAUCGCGUCCUGGCUCUCCACCUAUCCUGUGGACGUCAUCAAGUCACGCAUGCAGGCGGACGGCGUCGGCGGGGUCAACCAGUACAACGGCAUCAUGGACUGUGUGAGGCAGAGCUUAAAGAAAGAAGGAUGGAGGGUUUUCACACGCGGACUCACGUCCACUCUGCUCCGGGCUUUUCCCGUCAACGCCACCACCUUCGCCACCGUGACUCUGUUCUUAUUGUACAUGCGUGAAGGGGAGGAGUGUUCCAUUCAGGACUCGGAGCCCCAGGCCGUCCCCCUGCAGCCCCUGCAGCCUCAGGCUCAGCCCACCAGCAUGUAACCCACUGUGCAUCCACGUACCACUACGUUAACCUGCAAAUCUGGGUGGUUUGCAGCUUCUCUCAGGUCUAUGAUCUGUUACCAGGUUAUUAGAUAGGUGAACUGAUCUUAGGUAAGCGUCUGUCUCUCAAAAUUCACUCGUAGUAUUUAAGUAAUAUAUAUUUUAAGAUAAAGCUGUACUUGUAUAUAUGGUCUUUUCUUAAAGUCUUACGGUUUUGUACAAAUUGUUUGUUAAUUUAGAAAACUUGCCAGUUCCAAGAGCAGACUAAUAGUUUAACCCUCGGAGACUGUCCAGGUCACGGUGACAGAAGGUUUGUUUGUGAUGGGGGUUGAAUAUUAUCAGAGCCAACGUCACAUUUUUUUCCCCACUGAUUGAUAUCGAGAUCUUUUUAUGAAAUAUCAGUUAAAAUAAAUUAAUGUACUACUA
This is a messenger RNA of Sphaeramia orbicularis (orbiculate cardinalfish), 1820 nucleotides long. It is a transcript of the gene slc25a29l, whose product is annotated as solute carrier family 25 member 29-like. Bases 462 to 1394 code for a protein of 310 amino acids. Gene Ontology annotation, molecular function: high-affinity L-arginine transmembrane transporter activity. Gene Ontology annotation, cellular component: mitochondrion. The record is from RefSeq and is a predicted model, not a curated record. NCBI's taxonomy places the organism in Eukaryota, Metazoa, Chordata, Actinopteri, Kurtiformes, Apogonidae. The transcript has 4 exons. Gene Ontology annotation, biological process: mitochondrial L-ornithine transmembrane transport.